Molecule: messenger RNA, 439 nt
Organism: Serpula lacrymans var. lacrymans S7.9
Lineage: Eukaryota; Fungi; Basidiomycota; Agaricomycetes; Boletales; Serpulaceae
Exons: 3
Source: RefSeq, a predicted model, not a curated record
CGCGAACGGGAAGCCGCGGGGCACGUAGAAAAGAUCUUGCGCUUGCAGAAGGAACUGGAUGGCGAAAGACAGUUUCUGGAGCUUAUAAAAAUCCAGGUGAAGAAUACACAGGAACUAGCUAACACAGCUGUGACAGCCAAGAACCAAGCGUUGAAGGAGGUGGAGAGCGAACGGCAGCUUCGGGAGGUCGCUCAAACCCAAUUGAAGAGUGCCCAGGAACAAGCUAGCACGGCUGCGACGGCUAGGGAUCAAGCAGUGAAGGAGGCGGAAAAAGAGUCCGAUGAGCAACGUUUCCAGAUAUCCAGCCUUUUAGUCGAGCUCGAAGAUACGAAGAAGCAGGUAGAAGCUGUGGUGUCUCGCGCCACUGACGCUGAAACGGCCAAAGAGCAAGCCCUAGAAGAGCUAGCAAAACACCACUCCAGGCUCGGGGAGAUCGAAA